AUGGGGACGAAGAAAGAGAACGAGAAGGACGAGAGGGAGGAUGAGGAUAACAAGCAUGACGAGGAGGUGGAGGAUGAUGCUCAGGAUGAGGAGCACUGUAAGAGAGAGUGGGGCAAGGGGGACUUUGAGGAAGAGGAAGACGAUGAGAACGUGGAGGACGAGGAGGUGGAGAACUAUGAGCAGGACAAGGUGCACGAAGAUGAAGAUGAGGAUGAGUAG
This is a messenger RNA of Protopolystoma xenopodis, 219 nucleotides long. The record is from the annotation of a GenBank genome assembly. Lineage: Eukaryota; Metazoa; Platyhelminthes; Monogenea; Polystomatidea; Polystomatidae.